This is a messenger RNA of Perkinsus marinus ATCC 50983, 1257 nucleotides long. Its product is annotated as Creatine kinase M-type, putative. The transcript has 5 exons. Gene Ontology annotation, molecular function: creatine kinase activity. The coding region runs from base 1 to 1257 and encodes 418 amino acids. NCBI's taxonomy places the organism in Eukaryota, Perkinsozoa, Perkinsida, Perkinsidae. Gene Ontology annotation, biological process: phosphocreatine biosynthetic process. The record is from RefSeq and is a predicted model, not a curated record.
AUGGCGUCCUAUCCCCCCACUGGCCUGGCUCCCACUGUAGAGCACCUCCCUGAAUGGAUCAAGCUUGGUCUUGGUGACAAGGAGUAUAUGUGUGAUGAGAAGAAGGCCACAUUCGACCCUGAUAAUCUUCCCGAAAAGCUGCCCGACCUGUCCAAGCAUAGCAGCUACAUGGCAGAGUUGAUGCGCGAAAAGCCAGAACUCUACGACCAGCUGAAGGGAAAGACCACUAAGAACGGUGUUAAUCUCGGCAAGUGCAUCAAGACCGGCGUUGACAACCCGGGGCAUCCCUCUAUUAAGACGGUCGGCCUUGUCGCUGGUGACGAGGAAAGUUACGAGGUCUUCAAGGAUCUAUUCGACCCCGUCAUUGAUCGUCGUCACGGUGGAUUCCCCGCUAGUGCAACUCAUACCACUGAUCUCGAUUUCAGCAAGGUUUCGGAUACCCCUAUCGACCCCACCGGGAAAUACGUCAUCUCGACUCGUGUCCGUACCGGUCGUUCAGUCCGUGGAAUACGUCUCCCCCCGAGUGUGACUUUUGAGGAGAGACGUGAACUCGAGCGUAUUAUCGUGAAGGGUCUGCUGAACCUCAAGGAGGAGCUCAAGGGUGACUACUUUCCCCUGCAUGGCUCCCAGAGCUACGAGCCUAAGCCUGGUGGCAUGACCAAAGACCAAGAGGAAGAUAUGCGCGAGAACCACUUCCUCUUCCAGGAGCCCGAUUCCACUCUACUCCUGUCUAGUGGUAUGGGUCGCCACUGGCCUGAUGCCCGCGGCAUUUUCCACAACAACGAGAAGAACUUCCUCGUCUGGGUGAACGAAGAAGACCAUAUGAGAAUCAUCUCUAUGGAGAAGGGCGCUGACAUCAAGAGGAUCUUCAAGCGCUUCUGUGUUGCCGUCAAUGGUGUACAGGACGUCUUGAAGAGCGAAGGUUACGACUUCAUGCACAGCGACCACCUGGGGUUCAUUCUAACCUGCCCUAGUAAUUUGGGCACGGGUCUCCGUGCCUCUGCUAUGAUGAAGGUGCCCCUCCUCUCCGCCAGGCCCGACUUCAAGGAGCUCUGCAAGAAGCUCGGCCUUCAGGCUCGUGGAGGGUCCGGGGUCGAUUCAGCCUCUGUCGGGGGCAUCUACGAUAUCUCCAAUGAGGACAGGAUCGGCAAGAGCGAAGUGCAGUUGGUGAACAUCAUGGUUGAGGGAUGCGCCAAGUUGGUUAAGUUAGAGCAGGCCUUGGAGAAUGGCGAUAAGAUUGAUGAUAUGCUCCCCUAG